Messenger RNA from Eupeodes corollae, 5985 nucleotides. Its product is annotated as phosphatase and actin regulator 2. The coding region runs from base 1722 to 4778 and encodes 1018 amino acids. NCBI's taxonomy places the organism in Eukaryota, Metazoa, Arthropoda, Insecta, Diptera, Syrphidae. Gene Ontology annotation, biological process: actin cytoskeleton organization. The record is from RefSeq and is a predicted model, not a curated record. The transcript is spliced from 14 exons. Gene Ontology annotation, molecular function: actin binding.
CUUGUCGGUAAGAUGUUAAACGCUGUCGGUGUUUCUAUCAUAAUUUCGAUUAAAAAUUAAUUUAAAAUAGAAAAGAAUGAAAAAUAAUAAAAUGUUUUUUAACAACUAUGUGAAAUGUGUUUAAAUUGAAAUGUGCUGUAAUUUCAAAACCAAGUGAAGGGGUGAUUGUUAUUUUUUAAUCAUCCACCUAAAUUCCACCAGCUACACGACACGACUUGUCUCCCUUGUCGUAGCUUCAUCUUUCAAUUUCAAUCCAUCUGUGCAUUUCUCGCGUUUCCCCAUCUUUCUUUUUCUCAAUUGAAAUAUCGUCACGCGUGAAAAGUCGCUUACAAAACAUCUGUAGAUGAAUUAAAUUAAAUUAAAUUACAACAAAAUAUCGUAUAGCAAGGUGUUUGUGGAUUGUGGAUGUGGAGUGAUUUCGGUUUUUUUUUUGACGCGUCUAUUCGUGAUUCCUAAAAUCUCGUGGAUGGAAAAAAUUCCUUUAAAAAAAAACGAGAAACUUAAAAAAAUGUAAUCUCUUAAAAACACACCCUAAAGUAAGUGUCGGUGUUUCUUUCUUUAUCGUUUGGUGGGGGUAGUUGUUGUGUUUGCCUAUCUUAUCUCUUCCUCAUCAUCAGUGUCUUAUCGGGUCGGUGGCAUUGGAAUGCGGUGAGAAAAAGUGCAAGUGCUGUGAAUAAUAAUUUUGUUUCCUCCCAAAUCAAAGUGAAUACGAAACAAGACGCCAAAUAAAAAUCAAGAAAAAGUGGAAAAGUACCUUAAGCAGCACGAUUUUUAACGUUCAUCUUUCCGCGCAACUAAAAUUCCUACCUACAAUUUUUGGUGUGGAGGAAAAUCUGGUGUUGUUCAACUCUUUUUGAUGGUGGUUUCGGUUUCUUCCUGUUGUGUGUUUGGAUCCAUUAUUUAUCUCUUUUUAUCCGUCCACCAGCAUCAUCAGCAUCAAUUUCAGUAUCAAAAUCCAGUUUCCAGAAUUCAAGUGGAUUAAAGUUCGACAAUAUCAAAGAGAAUAAAAAAGAAAAACGAGGAACACUUUCGUCGGCAGCUGUAAAUGUCAAACAAACGUGACAUAAAAUAUAUUUCCUAUUUUCUGUGCAAUAAAGUGUCCCCAGUCAGCUGGCCAGACGAACCUAAAUAGAAAAAAAAACCACAGAAAGAAUGUUAAAAAAAUUCAAGACAGACACGAUUCUAUUAAGAACACACAAGAAUUCCCCAAGCCAUAUGUGGCAAAAUAUCCAUUAAGUCAAGUGGAAUAAAGAAAAUAAACAGGAAAAAAAAAGUGUUGACGAUUUAGUGCCGAAAUAAAUCAAACAAAAAGGGCCCUACGAUACACAACCCCGUUUAUAUUGCAUACGUCAUAUCAAACGACACACUAUAAACACAUGCGGUGAAGAAAACAUUGAGUCGCGUGCGUAUAUACCUAUGAGCGGGUAUUUGUUGCGUGCCUGCGGUAACCGUUUGAUAGCUAUCACAGCUCACCCCAAUAUACAUCAUUACCGCAACUUUCUUGUCAACACGAAUCUGAUGAUACCUACUUGCACUUGUAAUUGAAAUCCACGGAGGUCUUAAAACAGGUGUUUAAUUCGCGUCUGUCGCCACCAUCGUCAUUUUCGUCGUUCGUGUCGCGCGUCGUCGUUCGUCGUCUCUUCUAAGUCGUCUAUAUCGUCUUCGUGUCGCUUAACUAGUUUUUAUCAGCGUUAUUGGCUCAUCAUUAACACUCACGCGUUAUGUCUAUGCGUAGUAAUAAAUUUACCCAUGGUAACAAUAACAACAACAACAAUAACAACAGCAACGGUAAUAAUAACUCCUGCGGUCCCCAAAUUCCCCUUCAACAAUAUCUCCAACACCAACAACAUCAACAGCUUCAGCAACAAUUGCAACAACAGUUCCAACAACAAGCUCAACUUCAACAACAACAUCAACAACAACAACAACAACUACAGCACCAACAACAACAGCAGCAACAACAGCAACAACAACAACAACAGCAUGUAAUCCAAAAUAGCCGCAACAAUUUAGCCAAUCUAGUUGCUGCCAUAAACAAUGAGAACUGUUAUCAGUUAUCGCCAAGCUUUCCAUCAGAAACGCACAAACAACAACAAUUCCAAUAUAUUGGCUCUGGAGGUGGCGGCGGCGGUCAAUACAUUCCACAGAAUUCGGUAGUUGAAUUGAGUUCACCGGUUACAGAUCCAGAAGAUCAAUCUCAACAGUUGUGUGUUGUUGCCAAAAUGCAGAAAUCCGUAACAAUCACCGUUACGCCACAGCGAAGUAAUUCGCUGGAUGUUCUUAAUUUCGAAGAGAAACGUCAGCUGAUUGCAUCUUCGCUGUCACUUUCGGAUAUUUUGCAGUGUGGACCGGCAGCAGCUGCUGCAGCCGCAGCUAAGGAAGUUGCAGCAAAUACAGUUAUAGUUGCAAAAAAACAAAAUGGUGCUGCAAUUCGAACAAACAGUUUGGGUUCCGGUACACGUACACCGCCUCUGGAAAGAAAAAGCAAGCUAAGUGCAUUGGGAAGAUUUUUCAAACCUUGGAAAUGGCGGCGAAAAAAGAAAAGCGAAAAAUUUGAAGCUGCCUCAAAGUCACUUGAGAGAAAAAUUUCAGUACGUGCCAAUAGAGAGGAACUUGUCCAAAAAGGUAUCCUGCUACCAGAGAGUCCAUUGGGUAAUAUACCCGAACCAGGUGAAGAAUCCUACUACAACCAAUCAUCCAAUGUUAACGGUUCUGUCCAUAAUAAUUCAACGAUACAAAAUAAUUCCACAACAACAACUACCACUGGUACAGCUGGUACAAUUAUAUCCCAAUUGCAACAACAUCAUCAACAACAGCAACAACAACAUCAGCAGCAACAACAACAACAUCAGCAGCAGCAACAGCAACAACAGGCAAAUGUGCCUUCGUCGCAUUCUGUACAGCAAUUUAAUUCAAAUCACAACAACAAUCACAACAGUCAUCAGAAUAAUAAUUCUGGAAUCGGUGGUUUAGGUGGAGGAGGCGGUGGAGGUAAUGGCGGUAGUGGAAAUGGCGGAGGAGGAGGAGGCAAUGUAAAUAACAGUCUAGGUGUUAAUUCAUCAGUAUCACAUUCCCAGUCGGCACCACAUCAAUUGGGUCAACCGCCACCAUUAACUCCAUUGGCACAACAUCACCAGGCAUUGGCAGCACAGUUGCAAAAACAUUUCGCCAACAACAGUAUCGGUAAGCUAAUUGCUAAUACCGAUGAUGAUAAUAAUGGUAAGAGCUCAAAUUCUACAAACGUUACUAAGCAACCCAGAAAAGACAAGACUGAUGCACCAAUCGGUGGUAAUGGCACACUAUCACCCAGCACUGAACAGCCAUCAUGUCAAGGCUCAAUGUUACCACCGCCAGGAGGCGGUGGUGGUGGUGGCGGCGGUAGCAGUGGCGGUGGUGGCAUGAAUUCCAACAUGGGUAGCGGUUGUGGCAGUCAAAUGGAUUCGCACCAGAAUUCCAGAAUGGAACGUCCAAAUACAUUGGGGACAAACAAAUCCAAUCGACGAGUCAAUAUUUGCUACCACAAUGAUCAUUAUCCUGAAGGCGGUGGCCCACCAGGAAGUACACCACCUCCGUACACAGGUGAUGGUCAUCAUAAACUUCCAGGGCAUAUUUUAUUGUCUGACCUUCCAGAGCCUCCAAUACCAUUGUCGGAAAUUGGACCCAUCCCACCACCACCGAUGUUUUCAACGCCAAGUCCAACGUUGAUAGCUGGACGACCACAUGGACCGGGAGCUGUUAACGAUCAGGAUUAUCAGGAUUAUGACUAUGAUCCUGAAAAUGAUCAAGAUGAACUUGAUUCGGAAGAUGAAUACGCAUUCCAACUGCAACAACCAAAUCAAAAUAUAGACACGUGUCGUAUUGAGGAAAUUCCAGCCAAAGAGCCCAGACCAAAUGCAGUUCCUCUUAAAUCAGCAUUGAAAAAGAAACCUGGUCAGUCGAACUCAUCGCCUGGAACCCCAACCCAAGAGCAGGCAAACAAUGCUGGUGGUAGUUCAUCGGGUGGAGGCGGCGGCGGUGGAGGUGGUAGUGGUGGUGGUUCGUCAUCAUCAUCAUCAGCGAAUCAGAGGCCAUUGAUUGUGAGGCAGGAGGCUAAUAACUAUUCAUUAAAACCAAUUUUACGGCCUCGGGUUAGGAUAUGUAGGCAACAAAUGUUCAAUAUACCAUGCCAGGUAGAGAACAAGGAAAACACUCGACCAAUUGUGAUAAACGAGAAUAGUGAUAGUGACGAAGGUGACGGACGGAUUCUCUACCGUGGCAGCGAUGAUAAUGAUCGGCAAGCGAAAAUCGCUCGCAAAGAGAGUCUAUCGCUGAAAUUACAACUGCGACCGGACAAACAGGAUUUAAUCAACCGAAAUAUCCUGCAUCAGGUGACAGACAACGAGAUCAAAGAAUCCAAGGAGGCAAUCGGUGCUCGACUUAUACGUCGAUUAUCGAUGCGUCCGACUGCCGAGGAAUUGGUGGAAAGGAAUAUUCUAAAGAGUAAAUCACAAUCACCCGCCGAAGAGAAGAAACAGAAGGAAGAGAAGAAGAGCUAUUUGCUAAGGAAGCUUAGUUUUCGACCUACUGUCGAAGAACUUAAAGAGAAGAAAAUCAUUCGGUUUAAUGAUUAUAUCGAGGUGACACAGGCGCACGACUAUGAUCGAAGAGCUGAUAAGCCAUGGACAAGACUGACGCCUAAAGAUAAGGCUGCCAUACGGAAGGAAUUGAAUGAGUUUAAAUCAUCGGAAAUGGCAGUGCACGAGGGCAGUCGACAUUUAACGAGGUUCCAUAGGCCAUGACAGUUGCAAUGGGAGAAAGAUUUUUACAAUUUUGUUAAUGUUCAAAUUAACAACUCACAAAUAGUAAUUAUUAAUAUCAACUAUAAAUGCAACAACUCAGAAAAUGAUGUCAUCGCCAAUAAUAAAGCCGCCUAUGUCGCCGCCGCCGUCGCCACCGCUAUUGCUGUUGCAGCUCCUGAUUUAACUACAAAUAAACCAACAACAACAGAAACUUUAACAAAAUUAAAAGCAGUAGAAAUUUUAGCAGCUGAAAAAGUUAAUGUAGAAAACACCAAUAAGAUCAUUACAAACAGCAACAACAAAUCAACAAAAUCUUCAAUACCAUCGAUUAAAUUAUCAUCAUCAAUAGAACAACAACUUAAACUACAACAAAUACAACAGCAACAAAAUGGGUUUCAAUUACCAAAUCAUCAACUUCAACAACAUCAACAUCAACACCAAUCAGAACAAAAUCAUUGUUUUCAAUUAAAAAUGCUUAAAAAAUCCAUUCUAAAAUUCUAUCAAUUUAAUGAUAAAUUUUUGAUUAAUUAUUUAAAUAAUUAUUAUUAUCAUUUUCAUCAAUACGAUGAAAACUUUGAAAAUAAUUUAAAAAUUAUUUUGAUCAAUAAAUAUUUGACAACAAUGCAGUUAAUAUUGCAAAAGUAUAUUUUUGAAAAUUUACUAAUUUGGAUAUUAAUGAGAAAUAAUGAAUUGAUGCAUACAAAUUGUUUGUAGACAAAAACACAACAGAAACAAUUUUUGAAAGUAUUAUACCUAUUUAAUGGAAAACAAGUAAAUGAAAACAAGGUGUUAUUAAAUUGAGUUAAAAUGGAAAAAACAUAAAACUAAACAAAUAGACAGUUUAUUAUCAUUAUUUAUGUCUGAUUUAUAAUUUUUAUUUUUUUAUUUUGCUACAAAAAGUUAGAAAAAUCCUUCAGCAAAUUCAUAUAAACAUUAAAACCAAAAAUGAUGAUGUAUUGAUCACGAAGCAAGGAUACUGUGAUAGAAACCUUUUUCUCUUUUCCUGUUACAUCAAAUAAAAACAUUAAAGACCUUGAAAAUACUUACAAGACAAAUUUCAAGUAAUGUAUGUAACUCAUAAAGAAAUUAUGAACAUUAUUUUAAUGCUCAAUACAAGAAGGAACAGUGAAGUUUUUAUAUAAAUAAGCAAUUAACUCAUUAUACAACUCAAAGUUACUCAAUGAAAAACUUUUAAACAAGGCUUUGG